ACCAAGGAAGGAGGUAUGGCCGCUGACGGCACGUCUACUUCAGGAGAUGCGGGAGGUGCGGACGGUGGUGGUGGGGGUGCACGUGCGGCUGAGCGACAGUGUGGUGCGAGACCCGCACGCCACCAGCAAGAGUGUCACUGCCGCCUCCAUGGCUGCUGCUAUGAAGCAGGCCGCUCCCAUCCUCGCCUGUGCCAAGGCAGUGGAGGACAUGUGGUAUCCCCCGCCUCUCACUGUACGCUGGAUGCUCAUCACCAACUCGAUUGACUUAAAGACGGCCAUCCGCUCCCGCUUUCCUGGCAAG
This is a messenger RNA of Closterium sp. Naga37s-1, 301 nucleotides long. The record is from the annotation of a GenBank genome assembly. NCBI's taxonomy places the organism in Eukaryota, Viridiplantae, Streptophyta, Zygnematophyceae, Desmidiales, Closteriaceae.